This is a messenger RNA of Lasiosphaeria miniovina, 3340 nucleotides long. RefSeq names its product AP-2 complex subunit alpha-like protein. Gene Ontology annotation, biological process: clathrin-dependent endocytosis; intracellular protein transport. The record is from RefSeq and is a predicted model, not a curated record. Gene Ontology annotation, cellular component: membrane coat; AP-2 adaptor complex. NCBI's taxonomy places the organism in Eukaryota, Fungi, Ascomycota, Sordariomycetes, Sordariales, Lasiosphaeriaceae. Bases 245 to 3217 code for a protein of 990 amino acids. The transcript has 7 exons. Gene Ontology annotation, molecular function: clathrin-cargo adaptor activity.
CGAACUCGAUGGGCCAAUGCCCCUUUGCCAUGCCGUAUAGCUGCUACUGAAGGCUUGCUGCAACGUUUUCUGGUUCUGGAGUAGCUUGGCUUCGUUUGUAGCGAAUUUGGGAUUCGAGGUCGAACUGUCGACAUCUGAGAAAUCGAGCUGUGGUUUCGAACGAAUGCCGACACGAUAGAAGGCGCGCCCCCUCACCCCACCACCCCUUGAAGUUGCGACAAGAGACAUCCCAAGUCUAGUCAAGAUGGCGUCUUCUUCUACGACUAGCUUUCUGGGCCGGUCUAGCAGUAGCAAUGCGAACAUGCGCGGCCUGGUGCAGUUCAUUGCGGACCUGCGGAACGCCCGCGCCCGCGAGCUCGAGGAGAAGCGCAUCAACAAGGAAUUGGCCAAUAUCCGCCAAAAAUUCAAAGACGGUAACCUGAGCGGAUAUCACAAGAAGAAAUACGUUUGCAAGCUUUUGUACAUCUACAUUUUGGGAUGGAACGUCGACUUUGGCCACCUCGAGGCCGUCAACCUGAUUUCGGCAAACAAGUACUCGGAGAAGCAAAUCGGCUACCUGGCCAUGACUCUCUUCCUGCAUGAAAAGCACGAGCUUUUGCAUCUCGUGGUCAACAGUAUACGCAAGGACCUUUUGGACCACAAUGAACUCUUCAACUGCCUUGCGCUGCACGCGAUUGCCAACGUUGGCAGCCGAGAAAUGGGCGAGGCGCUGAGCGGCGAGGUCCACAGGCUCUUAAUCUCACCGACAUCCAAGGCCUUUGUGAAAAAGAAGGCCGCCCUCACACUGCUCCGCCUGUACCGGAAACAUACAGACAUUAUCCAGCCCCAAUGGGCAGAGCGGAUAAUAUCUUUAAUGGACGACGUCGACUUGGGUGUGGCGAUAUCCGUGACCUCUCUUGUCAUGGCACUGGCUCAGGACAACCUCGAGCAGUACAAGGGCGCGUAUGCCAAGGCUGCCGCCCGGAUGAAGCGGAUUCUAAUCGACGGCGAGUGCGGCCCUGACUAUCUGUACUACAAGGUUCCAUGUCCCUGGAUUCAAGUGAAGCUUCUGCGGCUGCUGCAGUACUUCCCCCCAUCAGAUGAUAGUCAUGUCCGGGGGAUGAUCCGCGAGUCACUCCAAAAGAUACUUAACCUAGCUCUCGAGACAAAUAAGAAUGUGCAGCAAAACAAUGCUCAGAACGCCGUUCUAUUUGAGGCUAUUAACCUCAUUAUCCAUCUCGAUACGGAACAGGCGUUGAUGAAGCAGAUCUCGUCACGACUGGGUCGCUUCAUCCAGUCGAGGGAGACCAAUGUUCGAUACCUGGGACUGGAGGCUAUGACCCAUCUAGCAGCCCGCACCGACACCCUCGACCCUAUCAAGCAGCACCAAGACGUCAUUCUGGGGUCCCUCAAGGACAGAGACAUCAGCGUCCGCCGAAAGGGACUGGACUUGCUUUAUAGCAUGUGCGACUCUACUAAUGCGCGGGUUAUUGUUGGCGAGUUGCUGCACUACUUGCAGAAUGCUGACUUUGCUAUUCGGGAAGAAAUGGUGCUCAAGAUAGCCAUUCUGACGGAGAAGUACGCCACGGACGUGCAGUGGUAUGUCGACAUCUCUCUGCGCCUUAUAGCCAUGGCAGGAGACCAUGUCAGCGAUGAGGUGUGGCAGCGAGUGAUCCAGAUUGUCACAAACAACGAAGAACUGCAGGUGUACGCUGCCCAGAACAUCCUCCAGUACGCGAAGCAGGACCACUGCCACGAGACGCUGGUCAAGAUCGGCGCCUACAUUAUCGGAGAGUUUGGUCAUCUCAUCGCGGAAGAGCAAGGCUGCAGCCCGAUUGAGCAGUUCCUCGCGCUCCAGGGCAAGCUGGCGGCCUGCUCAUCAAGCACACGGGCCAUGAUCUUGUCGUGCUUCAUAAAAUUUGUCAAUCUCUUCCCCGAGAUCAAGCCUCAGCUCAUCGGCGUGUUCAAUGUCUACAGCCACACGCUCGACUCGGAGCUCCAACAGCGGGCAUGUGAGUAUCUAACCCUGGCGAGCCUUCCCACGGAUGACCUGCUUCGGGCAAUUUGCGACGAGAUGCCCCCCUUCCCCGAGCGCCAGUCAGCGCUGCUUUCCAGGUUGCACCAGAAACACGCCAACACGAGCGACAAGCGGACCUGGGUUGUUGGUGGGAAAGACGCCAACGCGGACAAGACGGAGCUCACCAUGGUCAAAAACCCGGGUCUUAGGAGGACCUUUAGCACCAAUGGGCAGAGAGGUGGGGAUGGACAGGCCAACGGCAAGCCGAAUGGGGCCAAUGGUCACUCGUCAGUGUCCGACCUUCUUGGUCUCGACAUGAACAACCUUGGGCCGGCAGAGGCGAAGGCGCUCAAGCCGCUUCCUAACCUGGCGAGUGCUGCUCACUUGUCGCCCGGUUGGGAGAAGGGCUUCACCCGGCUGCUUCUCAAAGCCGACGGUGUUCUCUUCGAGGACGGGCAGCUGCAGGUCGGUGUUCGCUCCGAGUACCGGGGGGAGAUGGCCUGCCUGAUUAUGUACUUCACCAACAAAACCCCGGCCCUCGUCAGCUCUUUUACCACGACUCUAGACCUAGACGAAUCGGAGAAACCGAACCUGUCAUGGGACGUCAAGGGGCUGCCCGAUACCACCAUCGCUCAGGGAGCCCAAGGUCAGCAAGUGGUUGUUUUUGAGGCCAAGAAGGUGUUCGAGAAGAGCCCGACCAUCCGGAUCAGCUACCUCGCGGGCGCACUCCAGGCCCUGACACUCAAGCUCCCCAUAUCCAUCCACAAGUUCAUGGACCCGGCUGAACUGUCAGCCGAAGACUUCUUUAAGCGGUGGAAGCAGAUCGGCGGUGCUCCCCGGGAAGCGCAGGAGGUCUUUGGGCUAUCAGGGUCCAAAGACAGCGGGAGGGAGCUCAAUGACGCCUUCGUGAGGGGUGUUCUCGAGGGCUUCAGGUGGGGUCUUUUGCAUGGGGUUGACCCCAACCAGAAGAACUUCGUUGGAGCCAGCGUUGUCCAUACCUCUGGAGCUGGUAAAUUCGGUUGCCUACUGAGGCUGGAGCCGAACUAUGGCAGCCAGAUGAUCCGGCUGACUAUCAGAGCAACGGACGACACCCUGCCGCCAGUGCUCUUGAAGCUGAUGGUAGAGAGGCUUUCGGUGGGUCUGUCGACAACACCGGAGAAGUUCUCGGCCCCAACGGCAAGCGAGAUUACGGACUCGUUUAGGAACAUAAUGGUUAGGUGAGACUAGAAGAAUAAGUUGGAGGACGAAAAUGGGGCGCGUUGGAAUAGCCAGUAUUGAUGGAGAGAGUGAGCCCUAUUGCUUUCGGUCGCCGUACUUUUGGCAUCUAGGGGCCGUGGUUUAAUU